GGCAGUGGCGCUGCCUCUGAUCGGCUUUCCGUCUCCCCAGUUCCGAGUGUGUCGUUGUUGUUGUCGGUGACGCGGCGGAGGUGUAGCCUGACGCGGUCUCUUACGUGUCGGCCCGAAUAAAAGUGGAGCUCCGAGGGCUCGCGAGUGACGGAAGGAGUGUGUAUCGCACACAUGAGCUGCUUUAAAGUUCACCGAGGUUGAGAGCAUUGAUUCGCCGCUGUGCUUUUUCUCUGCGGGCGGAAGGCGCUGUCAGCAGGCAUGUGGCAGGAAGUAGGAUGAACAGACUGCAGCUAUAAAUAAAGAUAACUCAAUGACCAUGGAGGUGGGAGCGGAGGCCCAGCAGGGUGCAGACACGGCUGUGGCUGAGACUGAGGCCCAGCAGAUCACCCAGGCCCAGAUCGCCACGCUUACUCAGGUGACUGUAGGUGCAGGACACACCACUGCCGCCGCCCCCACCGUCACCCUGGUGCAGCUGCCUAAUGGGCAGACAGUGCAGGUGCACGGGGUGAUCCAGGCUGCGCAGCCCUCUGUCAUUCAGUCCCCACAGGUACAGACAGUCCAGAUCUCUACCGUGGCGGAGAGCGAGGACUCCCAGGAGUCUGUGGACAGCGUGACUGACUCUCAGAAACGCAGAGAGAUCCUCUCCAGACGCCCUUCCUACAGGAAGAUUCUGAACGACUUAUCAUCGGAUGCCCCGGGAGUACCAAGGAUCGAGGAGGAGAAAUCCGAGGAAGACGCAGCACCUGCCAUCACUACAGUUACCGUGCCAACCCCCAUUUAUCAGACCAGCAGUGGCCAGUACAUUGCCAUCACGCAGGGUGGAGCCAUUCAGCUGGCCAAUAAUGGCACAGACGGUGUGCAAGGUCUGCAAACUCUGACCAUGACGAACGCGGCGGCUGCACAGCCGGGCACCACUAUCCUGCAGUAUGCCCAGACAAGUGACGGGCAGCAGAUCCUGGUACCCAGCAACCAAGUGGUGGUGCAAGCUGCUUCGGGAGACGUUCAGGCAUACCAGAUCCGCACAGCAGCAGCGAGUACCAUAGGCCCUGGUGUGGUCAUGGCCUCAUCACCUGCUCUGCCCAGCCAAGGAGGUGCCGAAGAGGCCACACGCAAACGAGAAGUGCGUCUCAUGAAGAACAGGGAGGCGGCCCGAGAGUGCCGCCGGAAGAAGAAGGAAUACGUGAAGUGUCUGGAGAACCGGGUGGCUGUUUUGGAGAACCAGAACAAAACUCUCAUUGAGGAACUGAAAGCUCUUAAAGACCUGUACUGCCAUAAAUCCGAGUAACGUCAUCGUCCAUGUUUGUCUUCGGUGGACUUCAACAUACGUGUACAGAGACUGUGUGUGAGCUCUUCCUGGACGGAACGCAUGUUUUCUAAAUAUACUUUUAAAAAAUAAUUAAAAAAAAAAAAAAAAAUGUAAAAAUUCUUCAGACUGCCUGGAAAUUCCCAUGAAUCCCAUGGCCAAAGUCUCUGCACCAACGGAUCAUGGCUUUACAAAUAAACAGGGUGAAGGCGUUCUAGGACGUAAAUAAUCCCCCGUCUUGUUUCUCUCGUUAAGCUCCCCAGGUUUGUUGGAAAACACAUAUUCGUUAACGUGUUGGUGUAGACGGAGCACCCGAUAAUGAUGUAGGGAAGUUUUUAACAAAUCUGAAUAUAUUGUGCAAGCAACUCCGUUACGCUGUUUAAAUAUAUCUAAACAUUUCUGGAUGAUGAGGGUCAGUCAGGAAUGUAGACGUUUGGAAUGAGAAACAUUUUUCCUUAAGCAUUAGGUUUUGAACUAUAUCUGUCGGACUGUUACUAAUAUUCGGACGUGUCAGAUGUUUGAGUUAGUGUUAUGGGUUGUUUUUUGUUUGGGGUUUUUUUCUUUGCUAUACACAUUUCUACUGUAAAAUAUUGUUACGUUUACUUUGGAUGCCUUAUAAAAUAACUGUAUAAAAACAGAUCAAGAGAAUUUAAGGCAUUUAUAAAUGAUAAUAUUUGUAUCGUAUUCGAAUAGGAGACUAUUCUAGACCUGUAUGUUCUGAGUUGCAUCUUACUGCAUUUUGUUAUGAAAGAAGCCUUGCUUCUAGCCAAUAGUGAUCCACAGUAACGGAUCUGGUUUCUCCCUUUCUUUUGGAUAUGAAACUUGUUCUAAAUCAAGUUAUUUUGCAUUCCCGAUACCCUUCAGAACAGGCAAACACAUUCCUCAGUGUCAAAUUUUCUAGGAUAGAAGCAACUUUGCGCCUCUGAGUCGAACCAAAUUUGCUAAUAUCGCUGCAAGUCCUGGUGCAUCUGAGGGCGGACUGUGAAGAGGCGACGCAAAACAGAGGGAGAAUGUUGAUGUGUUUAAUAUGUGCAGUUUGGAAAUAGCUAGGAGUGUGUGUGUGUGUGUGCGUGUGUGUGUCUGUAGAGGACCCAGGUGUGUUUGCUGAACUUUGCUGAAAUCAAAGCUAAACGGAUGUCGAUGUUCUGAUCUGGGCUGCUUCUGUUCCACUCAAGCACAAAGUGUUACAGUGGGAUUAAUUCGGGCAUUUGAGUUGCAUAAAGACUGAACACAUACAAUGAAAUAUUAUAAAGAUUUUUAAAUAUCAUGGACUUGCAUUCUUCUGCCAUUUUUUUUAUAUACACAGAUAUGUUAACUUUUGUCUUAAGCAGUUGAACUAAUGAAUAGCAUACUGUAUAACAAGUAUAAUUCUUAUGUCAUUACAGCAUGUUUCAACUUGUUUUGUAUAUUAUUUUUUAACUUUGAUAUCGCUAUGGUUAUUUUUUUGCAUUAUGUCACAAUGGAUAUGAAUUUGAUGUCUUUGUAUUUGAUGCAUCAACACAAAUAGAGGGUACAAAUAUUUGUUGUUAGUCUAUCAUGACUGUUGCAUUUUUGGCAGCUAUUUCAUAUAAAAACCAGUGUGUAGAAA
Messenger RNA from Tachysurus vachellii, 2891 nucleotides. RefSeq names its product cAMP responsive element binding protein 1b (gene creb1b). NCBI's taxonomy places the organism in Eukaryota, Metazoa, Chordata, Actinopteri, Siluriformes, Bagridae. Gene Ontology annotation, cellular component: ATF4-CREB1 transcription factor complex; nucleus. Gene Ontology annotation, biological process: regulation of transcription by RNA polymerase II. Bases 311 to 1285 code for a protein of 324 amino acids. The transcript is spliced from 9 exons. Gene Ontology annotation, molecular function: protein binding; cAMP response element binding; DNA-binding transcription factor activity, RNA polymerase II-specific. The record is from RefSeq and is a predicted model, not a curated record.